UGAACAUGAAUAUUCAUAUGGAUUUGAAAAUGUAUAUAAUAAUGGGGUUUUUUUUAAUUAAUUUCUAGAAUAUAUGAUAACACGUGUUUUUGGAUAUAUAUUAUUUAAGCUAUGGUGAAUACAAAUCAUAAAUAUUUUUAAUGAAUAGUAAAUAGAAGGCCUUUGCCUUACUUUUGCUCUUUAUGCUCUCAGGAGUAUAAGUGAUGACAUAGGAUUUGACUGAUGAACAAAGAAAGUUAUUAGAACAAUCCUAAGAAACCCAUGAAUUCUAAGCUGAAACAGGUAGAUUAAUGGAUAUUCUUAUCAAUUCUCUUUAUACUUAAAAAGAAAUCUUUCUUAGAGAGUUAAUCUCCAAUGCUGCCGAUGCUCUUGAUAAAAUUCGUUUCUUGAGUGUUAAGAAUCCAGAGAUUUUGGGAGAUAAGACAGAAUUAGCAAUUAGAAUUGAAAUAAAUACAGAAGAAAAGUCAGUUACAGUAACAGAUAGUGGUAUUGGUAUGACAAAGAAUGAUUUAAUCUCUAAUUUGGGUACAAUUGCAAAAUCAGGAACAACUCAAUUUAUUGAGGCAAUUAAAGGAGGAAAUGUAAAUUUGAUUGGUCAAUUUGGUGUUGGUUUCUAUUCAUGCUUUUUGGCAGGAUAGAAGGUUACUGUUGCAUCAAAAAAUACAGAUGAUGAUUAAUAUAUUUGGGAAUCUUAAGCAGCUCAUUCAUUUGCUGUAUCUAAAGAUCCAAGAGGUAAUACUUUAGGUCGUGGUACUUAAGUCACUAUUCAUUUGAAAUAGGAUGCAGUUGAAUUUGCUGAAGAGAGUACAAUUAGAGAAUUAAUUAAAAAGUAUUCUGAAUUUAUCAAUUUCCCAAUUUACUUAAAGGUAACAAGAGAAGUUACAAAAUAAGUAGAUGAAGAACCAGAAUAAUAAGAUUAAUAAGAUUAAACUGAUGAUGAUGAAGUCAAAGUUAAAGAUGAUGAUGAUGAUGCAGAUACAAAGAAGAAGGCUACUAAAACUAUUAAAGAGAAGGUAUCUGAAUGGAUGCAAGUAAAUGAAAAUAAAGCUAUUUGGUUGAGACCUAAAGAAGAGAUAUCAGAUGAUGAUUAUAAGAAAUUCUAUAAAGUAUUAUCAAAGAAUUCAGGUGAAGAUCCAUUCAAUUGGGUUCAUUUUAAGGCUGAAGGUGAAGUUGAAUUUACAUCUCUUAUUUAUGUUCCAAAAAGAGCACCAAGUGAUAUGUUUGAUAAUUAUUAUGGAAAAUAAACUACAAAUUUGAAAUUGUAUGUUAGAAGAGUUUUGAUUAGUGAAGAAUUUGAAGAUAUUCUUCCAAGAUAUCUAAGUUUUGUUAAAGGUGUUAUUGAUUCUGAUGAAUUACCAUUAAAUGUUAAUAGAGAAACACUAUAAUAACUUAAAAUGUUGAAGGUUAUCAGUAGAAAGAUUGUUAAGAAAAUAUUAGAAUUAUUUUAAGAUGCUGCUUCUUAUGAUGAAGAAGAUGAAGAUGAUACUGAAGAAGGAGAAGAAGAUGAUAAUAUGGCUGAAACAACUCCAGAAGAAUAAUAAAGAUUGAAGGAUGAAAAGAGAAAAAAGAAGAUGGAUGAAUAUAAUGAAUUUUGGAAAGAAUAUGGAAAGAAUAUCAAAUUAGGUGUUAUUGAAGAUUCAUCAAAUAGAUAGAAAUUAGCUGAAUUAACAAGGUAUAAUUAUUAUUUAAAUUAUUAUAUGAAAUAUUUUGGGUAUGAUGAUAAAAUUCAUAUAGAUAAUAAAUGGAAUCAUUUCUAUUUAUUAUAUGAUCUAUAUAAACAGUCGUCUGAUUCAAUAUAUUUCUAAUCUAAUAUUAUCCAUAUAUUAAAUAUUAUACCUAAUAUUUUAUUUUAGAUGGUAUUCAAGUAAGAAUUCAACUGAA
Messenger RNA from Paramecium primaurelia, 1881 nucleotides. NCBI's taxonomy places the organism in Eukaryota, Ciliophora, Oligohymenophorea, Peniculida, Parameciidae. The record is from the annotation of a GenBank genome assembly.